Molecule: messenger RNA, 700 nt
Organism: Punctularia strigosozonata HHB-11173 SS5
Lineage: Eukaryota; Fungi; Basidiomycota; Agaricomycetes; Corticiales; Punctulariaceae
Product: vacuolar ATP synthase
Exons: 5
Coding region: 1-357 (118 amino acids)
Biological process (GO): proton transmembrane transport
Cellular component (GO): proton-transporting V-type ATPase, V1 domain; fungal-type vacuole membrane
Molecular function (GO): proton-transporting ATPase activity, rotational mechanism
Source: RefSeq, a predicted model, not a curated record
AUGGCCGCCUCCUUCAAGGACAGGAAUCUCUUGGCCGUCAUCGGCGAUGAAGACUCGAUCACCGGUCUUCUCCUCGCCGGUAUUGGGCACAUAAACGACAAGCAGAAGAAGAACUUCCUGAUCGUCGAUAGCAAAACUCAAGUGUCCACCAUUGAAGCGGCAUUCGAAGAGUUCACUGAACGCAGCGACAUAGCCAUUCUACUGAUUAAUCAACAUAUUGCUGAGAAAAUUCGGCCGACUGUCGACAAGUACCAGAAGGCCUUCCCAGCCCUCCUCGAAAUACCCUCGAAGGAUCAUCCAUACGACCCCAAUAAAGAUUCCAUCCUGAAAAGGGUGCAGAAGCUAUUUGGAGAAUGAGUGCUACGCAUCGGAUUUUUGUUUCAAUUUCGGCAGAUGCAACCUGGCGUCCUCGGCGUUCGAACGCCAGGAAAGCUAUACUUAUCAUGUAAUGCAAAAGUGUGGCGCCGAAUGCGAGAGGACACGGAUAGCCCAUCUUCGAAAGGCACUGGGUUACUCAUCCCUGUUGGUUGUGGAUACGUUGGGCAUUCGCCGAGAAAGCGGGCGCGGGACGAUAUUCCCAAUGCGCGAUCGCCGAAUUGGUCAAUCUACCCCGGGCACCUCGGCAUCCGGAGUCAGUAGCAAUCUUCCGAGGCCCCCGAAUUCACAGCUCUGUAAACAACAGGACUUCAUUGGGAAUACC